Messenger RNA from Sclerotinia borealis F-4128, 621 nucleotides. The record is from the annotation of a GenBank genome assembly. NCBI's taxonomy places the organism in Eukaryota, Fungi, Ascomycota, Leotiomycetes, Helotiales, Sclerotiniaceae.
AUGAAAGGGACUCCUAUCGGAUAUCUCUCAAGUACUUCACGUGCAGAAGCUAUCAACGCACUCGAUAAUCUUUCGAAGCGACUUUCAGAGUCUUCUUCAUCACUAGCAUCCCGAGAUACUCUAACUCGAACGAAACGUGAUCGUAGGACACGAAACCACAAAUCAAUUCCAAUCGUUUCCACCAAAACUACCGCUCUUGGUCCAGCUACAAAAGAUGGUUGGAUACGACCGAAAUCAAGCAAGAAAGAUGUCGAGAAGUCGAAAGCGCAAACUCGGAAAGCUACUAUUGCUAAGCCACCAAGCAAAGGAAAGCCAACGCCUUCGCAAUCUGUCGAUGAAGUAGUAGAAAAGCGAGAGCCAAUACCUAGAACAGCAGCAAAAAAUAGAAAGUCAGGCAUCUCCUUUGCAUCGGAUAGCACGAAGAUUGGCGAAAUUCCAGAAUACAGGGUUACUAGAUUGCUAGCUGCAUCACGCUACAAUGGUUCCGAAUUUCCUACACCCAAAGCUGUAUAUCCCUUGGCUCCGUAUCAGCAUGAGUCUCGAAAGAAGAGUUUUGGUAUUGGCAAACUUUUUAAGAGUCGACCUAUGGCGUCAGCUCAAGCACAUGAUAAUCAAAUAUGA